This is a messenger RNA of Colius striatus (speckled mousebird), 2252 nucleotides long. Its product is annotated as frizzled-2. Gene Ontology annotation, cellular component: plasma membrane. The transcript has a single exon. Gene Ontology annotation, molecular function: Wnt-protein binding; Wnt receptor activity. The record is from RefSeq and is a predicted model, not a curated record. Gene Ontology annotation, biological process: non-canonical Wnt signaling pathway; canonical Wnt signaling pathway. Lineage: Eukaryota; Metazoa; Chordata; Aves; Coliiformes; Coliidae. Bases 402 to 2075 code for a protein of 557 amino acids.
CCGCCCCGCCCGCGCCACCACCCCCGCCCGGGGCUCCGGCACCGGCAGCUGCCCCGCGGAGCACCGGGUCGGGGCAGCGGGAGCUGCGGGAGCUGCCCCGCGGAGCAGCGGGAACGUCUGGGCCGGGCACCGGGAGCGCCGUAGCCGAGCAGCGGCAGCCGUCCCGCCGCGCAAGGCACAGCGCGGCUGCGGGAGCCGUCCGGGCAGGCACCGGGAGCCGUCCAGGCGGGACCCGAAGGCAUCCGGUCACCGGGAGCCGUCCGGACACCACCGGGCACCGCGAGUCCGGUCGUCGGGAGCCAUCCGAGCCACCACCGGGCGCAGCAGAUCCCGACGGGAGGACCGGCCGGCCGGCUGGGCACCGGGCACGGUAAAUCCGUUCGCCGGGAGCUCGGGGCACCAUGGGCCCCCCCGACGCGCUGCCCGCCCUGGCCUGGCUGCUGCUGGGGCUGAGCGUGCCGGCGCCGGGCCGGAGCCAGCUGCACGGCGAGAAGGGCAUCUCCAUCCCCGACCACGGCUUCUGCCAGCCCAUCUCCAUCCCGCUCUGCACCGACAUCGCCUACAACCAGACCAUCAUGCCCAACCUGCUGGGUCACACCAACCAGGAGGACGCGGGGCUGGAGGUCCACCAGUUCUACCCGCUGGUGAAGGUGCAGUGCUCGCUGGAGCUCAAGUUCUUCCUGUGCUCCAUGUACGCGCCGGUGUGCACGGUGCUGGAGCAGGCCAUCCCGCCCUGCCGCUCCAUCUGCGAGCGGGCGCGCCAGGGCUGCGAGGCCCUCAUGAAUAAGUUCGGCUUCCAGUGGCCGGAGCGGCUGCGCUGCGAGAAUUUCCCCCGGCACGGCGCCGAGCAGAUCUGCGUGGGGCAGAACCACUCCGAGGACGGCGGCUCGCCCACCCUGCUCACCAGCGCCACGCCGCUGGCCGGCCAGGGCACGCCGGGCGCCCCGCGCUACGCCACGCUCGACCACCCCUUCCACUGCCCGCGGGCGCUGAAGGUGCCCAGCUACCUCAACUACAAGUUCUUGGGCGAGAAGGACUGCGCGGCGCCCUGCGAGCCCGCCCGGCCCGACGGCCACAUGUUCUUCAACGAGGACGAGAUCCGCUUCGCCCGCAUCUGGAUCCUCAUCUGGUCCGUCCUGUGCUGCGCCUCCACCUUCUUCACCGUCACCACCUACCUGGUGGACAUGCAGCGCUUCCGCUACCCCGAGCGCCCCAUCAUCUUCCUGUCGGGCUGCUACACCAUGGUGUCGGUGGCCUACAUCGCGGGCUUCGUGCUGGAGGAGAGGGUGGUGUGCAACGAGCGCUUCCAGGAGGACGGCUACCGCACGGUGGUGCAGGGCACCAAGAAGGAGGGCUGCACCAUCCUCUUCAUGAUGCUCUACUUCUUCAGCAUGGCCAGCUCCAUCUGGUGGGUCAUCCUCUCCCUCACCUGGUUCCUGGCCGCCGGCAUGAAGUGGGGCCACGAGGCCAUCGAGGCCAACUCCCAGUACUUCCACCUGGCUGCCUGGGCCGUGCCGGCCGUCAAGACCAUCACCAUCCUGGCCAUGGGGCAGAUCGACGGCGACCUGCUGAGCGGCGUGUGCUUCGUGGGCCUCAACAACAUCGACCCUCUGCGGGGCUUCGUGCUGGCCCCGCUCUUCGUCUACCUCUUCAUCGGCACCUCCUUCCUCCUGGCCGGCUUCGUCUCCCUCUUCCGCAUCCGCACCAUCAUGAAACACGGCGGCACCAAGACGGAGAAGCUGGAGCGGCUGAUGGUUCGCAUCGGGGUGUUCAGCGUCCUCUACACCGUGCCGGCCACCAUCGUCAUCGCCUGCUACUUCUACGAGCAGGCGUUCCGCGAGCACUGGGAGCGCAGCUGGAUCAGCCAGAACUGCAAGAGCCUGGCCAUCCCCUGCCCUCUCCACUUCACCCCCCGCAUGACCCCCGACUUCACCGUCUACAUGAUCAAGUACCUCAUGACUCUCAUCGUCGGCAUCACCUCCGGCUUUUGGAUAUGGUCGGGCAAAACCCUCCACUCCUGGAGGAAGUUCUACACGCGACUCACCAACAGCAAGCAGGGCGAGACCACGGUGUGACCCCCGGCCCAGCGCCGCCCCGCGCUCCCGGACGGGGCUCUGGGGGAAACGGGAGGGGAGGGGGGUAUUCUAUAUUUUUUAUUCUUAGAUUGAUUAACGUCUGAGGGGUGUCUGUCUGUUCUCUUUGGUGGCCUGCGCUGGGGGGGUGUAAUUAAACCUGUAAAUAGCAUUUGUAAA